AUGAGCCUUCACCCUGAAAUAAAAUACAGGCCUCUCUCACUCUCAUCUUCAAACCAAGGAUUCUCCCACUGCCUCUUCGUCUCGCCAGAGUGACAGUUAUCGGGGCUGAUGGGUGGAAGCUGCCCGGAGGGGCAGUACUGGGAUGGCUUGGUCAAAGAAUGCCUGUGCUGUCGUUUGGUAUGCGAGCAACCGCAUGUCAGCAGCAGGUGCAUCAGUUAUUGUGAGUCUGCACAUUGUAAGCGGCAGCCUGGUCACUACUAUGAUGUGCUGCUGAAGACGUGCAUGAGGUGCGCCGAGGUUUGUGGCAAACAUCCAGCAGAAUGCUCCGGACACUGCCACACUACAUCAUAUCCUGUGACCGCGACAAUGCUGGGGGUUAAAGUAACCUCACACCUGCCGAACUCCAGAGGGCUCUCUGUGCCGAUGGCCCUGGAAGACUCCACGCUCUUGCUCUACUCUCUGCUGGCUCUGUGCAUGGUGCUGCUGUUUUCUAGCUUGUCUUUAGCCCUGGCUGUCUUACUGAGGACGGCCAAAAGCUCCAAACCGAGACCCAGCGAGGCCAAACAGAACCUUGUUGUGCAGCCAGGUGAAAAGGUCGGCAUGCGAGGUGGGCAGCUGGCGCCCACUUCCAAAGAUCUUGUAACAAGUUCAAGCUGCCCUCCGAACCGCAUGCAGUCAGAUGACUCCAUCCCGACAGAGACGUGCGUGUGCAUCCAUUGUUUCCCUGAUCUGAAAGCACUAGGCCAAAGCAAUGACAGGCCACCGCUCCCUUUAAACCAGCAAGCUGUCCUCCCCGGAGUCCAGACCAUGAAGGGCAGGCCUCUCUUCACUGAGCAGAGCCUCCACAGUCCAGGAGGGGGCAGCAGUGAGAUGAGGUCCAUUUACUCCCCCUCAUAUCAAAGUGCCUCACAGCAAAACUGGAAUGGAUAACCACGUCCCCAACGCACCAAAGAUGCUCAUCAGUACAUAAGAUAACAUUUGAUAAUCCUCUCUCUUCACAACAGGUACAUUUCAGAUGUUACAGCAGCAAGAGAUCAGUCAAAAAUAGACAAGAUUGCAAGUAAACAUGCAAGAAUCGCAGGGAAAUGUAAAAAUAUAAAUGGAAUAGACACAAGUACAUACAGUGCUAAAACAGAAUAUAUACAGUGAGAGAAUAUUUACAGUGGAAUACUGGAUUUUUGUUCAAAUUUGAAGUGAAAAUAUUGUCUCAAAGCAGUUUGACAGUACACUGACUAGGAAUUGGGAGAUAGGGCCUCUUUCAUUCCCACUCCUCAGCCUGAACGUCUGCUAUGGACUAUGUAAGUGUAAAACUGACAGUUGGUUGCAGCUUAAAUUUUGGUCCAGGCCAAUGUGUGAAAGGUGAAAUGACCAUUUCACACAAGCACAGCAACAGCCCAGAAACCUUUGAUUGCUCACCGACUGUUUUAUCAGUCAGAAAGGCACCAAAUCUACAUUUAUGACUCAUUUGGGUUUUUUUUUUCCACAACAACACAAAUUCAACAGUAAAUUAGGAAGCACUGAAUGGUCGAAUGAAACAGUGUGUUCAUCUAGAUAAAGGAGAACUCAUAGUAAUAGCACAGUGACUCAAUGCUGGAGAACAGUCGGCUGCUUGAAUGAAGGGCAUCAGCUCUCCUGAACCACCCCCCCAAAAGUGUUCUUUUUGUUACCACCACUGGGAGUCGCCAAAGUCAAUUUCAUAGCAGAUACUGUCUGUACGUAUAGGCCCAGAAUAUUGUGUGUACAUGUGUAAUAUAAAAAGAACAAUAUGUUUCAUGUAUGAGAAAUAAA
Messenger RNA from Paralichthys olivaceus (Japanese flounder), 1788 nucleotides. Its product is annotated as tumor necrosis factor receptor superfamily member 13B. NCBI's taxonomy places the organism in Eukaryota, Metazoa, Chordata, Actinopteri, Pleuronectiformes, Paralichthyidae. The record is from RefSeq and is a predicted model, not a curated record. Gene Ontology annotation, molecular function: protein binding. Gene Ontology annotation, cellular component: plasma membrane. Gene Ontology annotation, biological process: hematopoietic progenitor cell differentiation; negative regulation of B cell proliferation; B cell homeostasis.